Molecule: messenger RNA, 1292 nt
Organism: Ictalurus furcatus (blue catfish)
Lineage: Eukaryota; Metazoa; Chordata; Actinopteri; Siluriformes; Ictaluridae
Exons: 2
Coding region: 449-1057 (202 amino acids)
Source: RefSeq, a predicted model, not a curated record
UUUAUCUUUUUUCGAUUCCAUAUUGAUUGACAUACAGGGACUGAGUGAUGCGACAAUAGGAACACAGAGUUGUGAGGCAGCCACAUCGUCUGGUGAACUGUUUUUCCCAGUGAGGCCAGGGAAGGAGGAGCAGCUCUGUCAUGGAAAGCUAAAGAAGAAGCUCAGCACCGCCUUUGUGGAGGACAGCAGCUGUCGACGCUACAGUGCAGAUCCUGCUGCAUUCCUGAAAGAAAGAACACAGAGGAGAAGUGUUGAUGAGGACCGUUGUGUGGCUGCCAGGAAUGACAAGAGUUCCUCAGACCCUAUUGAGGAGAAUCCUUUCAUCACACAUCAAAAAAACAGAGAGAUUCAUGCACUGGAUAACCCAGGUUACCAUGGCAACCAUGAUGGACAGCUCAAGAUUGAGAAUGAGAACAUUAACGCUCCUCUAGACCACAACGCAGAUGAGAUGAUCCAGGAGACACUGAAGAAAAGUGGGGUUUCGCUUCCUCUACUGUCCAGGGCAACAAGCAGGACUACAAACAGCCACAUCAACCUCAGCACUCAAACAGAGAGACCCCAUGUUCAUUUUACACUUCCAGCAGUUCAGCCUCCUCAAAGUGGACCGGUGAGUCAAAAUGGCCACCAUCUCCUUUCAGGUCACGGUCUAUGUAUUGAUCAUCCCAGUAAGUGUGUCCUUCCUUCAGUAACAGGACAAAUAUGUCACAUCAGCCACCAAAUCCAGCCUGGUUCUCCUGGUCCUGCUCGCAUCUCACACCAACAUGAUGGUGUUAAAAGUAGCACCACUGUUCUACCGGGCCAUGCGGUCCAUCAAAGCAGCACAACACAAACAGGUCAUGCAGGAACAAGCAAGAAGUCCUUUCGCACAAACAAUCCAGAGAAGCAGCAUCACAGCCUUCCAUCCAACAUUCCACAGCAUCCUCCAGAUCCCUCGCUGGUCUGCAGGAACACUUUCAUCUACAAGCAGAACACCCGUGAGAACCCAUCAGAGUCCAGCAUGAAGCCGGGAACAUUUCUGCCUCCUCCACCAUACAGGCAUAGAAACACUGUAGUGUAACAUCUACAAUCAUUCAUGUUCCUCAGAGACUGCUUCUUGUACCAGCACGUAAAAAAAAAACUCUGGAACUCACCUGAAGAUAUAGCGGAUUCCUCAACAUCAUCCCAUAAGAAGAUCCCGCAUACCGUACAUGUAUAUGUAUAAAUAUCCAAACGAGUGCGAGAACAAACUCUACAUUUCAGACUUUUGUACCUCUCCUUCAUCCUGUGUGUGGGUAACAUUAAAACUUUGUAAA